AUGUCCACCCAUAUUCUAUCGCACCCGUUGGUAAACGCACGAUUGUCACAACUGCGGCAGACUAACACAAGUUCAAAGGAUUUCCGAGAGGGUAUCCAUGAUAUCAGCCUGAUCUUGGGCAUUGAGGCUUCGCGCGAUCUGGAAGAGGAGACCUUUCAAGGGCAAACACCAGUUGGUCCUUUCACGGGUACAAUCAUUAAGCCCAAGAUCGGGUUGACACCCAUUCUGCGAGCUGGCUUGGGCAUGACAGAUGCACUCCUGUCCCUUUUCCCGACAGCACCAGUUUACCAUCUUGGACUCUACCGAGAGAAAGUCAGCCUUCAACCUGUUGAAUACUAUUCGAAACUUCCUCCGGUCCCUCCCAUAGACACGUGUUUCCUUCUUGAUCCUUUGGUUGCCACCGGCGGCACUGCGUGUGCUGCCCUUGCUAUGAUCAUAGAUUGGGGAGUUCCCAUAUCGAAGAUCAAGCUGCUCGUUGUACUCGGAUCAGAAGAAGGUCUCAAUCAUGUACACGCUGAAUAUCCUGACUUAGAGAUUUGGGUAGCAGCCGUGGAUCCUAAACUCACAGCUGACGGCCUCAUAUCUCCUGGAUUGGGUGACACCGGAGACCGUCUCUUCAAUACUAUUCGGGUGUAA
Messenger RNA from Suillus clintonianus, 636 nucleotides. RefSeq names its product uracil phosphoribosyltransferase-domain-containing protein. The coding region runs from base 1 to 636 and encodes 211 amino acids. The transcript has 8 exons. The record is from RefSeq and is a predicted model, not a curated record. Lineage: Eukaryota; Fungi; Basidiomycota; Agaricomycetes; Boletales; Suillaceae.